GCCCGGGGGGUGGGCGGUGUCACGCACGGCGGCAGCGGCCCGGCCUCUGAGCGAAGUUAUUUUGAAGGGCGGGGGGACGACGGAGUCUGGCGGAAAGAUGGCGGCGCCCGUGUCGCCCUUGGUUACCGCAGCCAGACACGCAGCCCGCCUGCUGCCGGCUCGGGCCGCGGCCCCGCGGAGAGCAUACGCAAUUCAGGCAGCUGAGAACGUAGCCCCUAAUACUCUAGCAGAUGCUAACUCUAGGGCCUUGUUGGUUUGCAAUGGACCUUUAGAACACUAUGACUUUCUGAUCAAAGCAGAAGAGCUGCGGAAUGAUGAACAACAACGAAGAGUUGUACAAUGCUUACAGAAGUUACAUGAGAACCUUAAAGGCUACAGUAUCAGUCCAAACAAUCUUCUGUUAAAGCAGAAAACGCGCAUGUUAAAUGCGCGUAAGAUAUGACAGACCUGUAUGAUCUUGUCUUCAAAGGUUCAUCUUUACAAGGAACAAAGGUAUGUUCUUACCAUCCAUUAACUAACAUGCAGUAACUAACAUGAGGUAAAAUUCUAGUGAAGAAAAGAUCAUUUGUAGUGUUGACAUGUUUACAGAUCAAGGUAAACCUAGGCAAGGGUAUUCAGUUACUUUUAUGCUAAAAUCCGGACUUCU
Messenger RNA from Chelonoidis abingdonii (Abingdon island giant tortoise), 646 nucleotides. The record is from RefSeq and is a predicted model, not a curated record. NCBI's taxonomy places the organism in Eukaryota, Metazoa, Chordata, Testudines, Testudinidae.